UCGGUGUUUGACUGAGGUUGUUAUGUUGGUGUUGUUUCGUAUGAGAUGUGAUGGUGGUGUAUUAAUGUUAGUUAAUUAAUUGUACAGUUUACACUUAUAUUAGGAUUUAACGCUCAGUCCGCAAACAAUAAAUACAUUAGUGAUAAAACUUGUAUUACAUAAAUAAACAGACAUUAUUUUGUGCAGUCCUGAAACAUUUGAUUUAAAUACAACAUUGAAGAUGGCUGGUUCACCUGAAAGGACUUUUAAAUCUGAGACCACAAAAGAAGUGCUGAAGCUCUAUUUCCGUGGGCAGAAGACGCGUGUGACAGAUGAGGCGACACAGAUGGUCGCAGAGGUGACCAGUCUGGCCGUGGUGGAGGCAGUGCUCAGAGCUGGAAAGCAAGCAAAGGCUGAGGGCUCCUCUGUAAUCCAAGCAGGACAUCUCGAGAAAAUCAUCCCCCAGCUGAUUUUGGAUCUGUGAAGACUAAUUGGAUCUUCUGCUGUGAAAACACACUUUAUUUUGUGAUUUAUAUUAUUUCUUACAUUCUGAUAUUUUAAUAAAUAACAAAUAUAAUUAAAUAAAAACUACAAAAUUUUGUUGUAAA
Molecule: messenger RNA, 587 nt
Organism: Homalodisca vitripennis (glassy-winged sharpshooter)
Lineage: Eukaryota; Metazoa; Arthropoda; Insecta; Hemiptera; Cicadellidae
Product: centromere protein X-like
Exons: 4
Coding region: 221-463 (80 amino acids)
Biological process (GO): resolution of meiotic recombination intermediates; replication fork processing; DNA repair
Cellular component (GO): Fanconi anaemia nuclear complex; FANCM-MHF complex
Source: RefSeq, a predicted model, not a curated record